Molecule: messenger RNA, 2293 nt
Organism: Daktulosphaira vitifoliae (grape phylloxera)
Lineage: Eukaryota; Metazoa; Arthropoda; Insecta; Hemiptera; Phylloxeridae
Exons: 4
Coding region: 746-1864 (372 amino acids)
Molecular function (GO): nucleic acid binding
Source: RefSeq, a predicted model, not a curated record
UUUUUUUCCCAAAAUUGGGGAAGUUUUGGAAUAACCCCCCGGGAUUUCCCCAAAAAUAAAAAUAAAUCAUACCACGAUAUUUCCCGCAAAAUUCUCGUACAAAUUGAGGGGUCACUCGAUUUUGUCCAAAAAAUUGGCCAUUUCCCCUCAUUUCCGCCCCUAAAAUUGGAUGAAUCGAAAUUUUAGUGUUACAUAUCAAUUUGUACUAGAAUUUUGCAAGAAAUAUCAUAGUAUUAUUUAUUUUUAAUUUUUAUGGUUUUUUCAUGCUGAAAAUUCGGGAAAUCCACAAAUUAAUAGGUUUUAUUGUUUUUUUUUUAAUUAUUACUUGUACUUUCAGUGAUAAUAAUGGUAAGAUAUCAAAUCAAAAUAAUUUUAAUUAUUUUAAACAUUUUUUCUUUAUUUUUUGUAAUUACUUACAAUUAACUUUCCGACCUUAAGUCAUAAUUAAAAUUUUUGGAAAUAAUUCAAAAGUAAACUUAAUUGAUCGAACCAUAAUUGCCUAUUUAAUACGAAAAAUUAACUCUAAAAAUAGACUUUUACCAAUAUUCCAUGAUGUACCAAAUAAGACUGUAAGUUACAUAACAAUGAUAUUUGUAUUACACUAUCUAAAUUAACAUUUGUUAUCUUUGUCAUUAGGACAUACCUUGCCUUUAAGCAAGACAACUUUUUUUUACAAGUUGCGUGCGUUUUGUUUUAUUUUAAAAAGUUUUUUAUUUAAUUAAGGUAUUUAAUUUUAAAUAAAAUAAUGUUUACCAAUUCAGAAUACACCGAUAUGAUUUUACUUGUAGGAGAAACAGGCAACGGAUACCGUGCAAGUAUUAGAUGGGCAGAGCUGUAUCCCAACCGUCGGCAACCACAUUAUCAAACUUUCGAUGAUGUUGUUCGUCGAUCUCGAGAAACAGGUAUUUUACAACCAUUUGGUCAUCGAUCGGGAGGUAAUCGGUCAACUUUAGAUGUUCGCACAGAAGAAACUAUUUUAGAACAAGUUCAAAAUGAUCCAGAAACAAGUACGCGAAAAAUUGGUGCGGAGAUUAAUAUCAAUCACAUGAGUGUCUGGAAAGUCUUAAAUAGUAAUAAAUUGUAUCCAUUUCAUCGGCAAAAAGUACAGGAGUUGUUACCUAGGGAUUUUCCAUUAAGAUUGAAUUUUUCACGUGAAAUGUUAAGCCGUAUGACAGUUGAUACAAGUUUUUUAAACAAAAUUUUAUUCACGGAUGAAGCUUCUUUUACCAAAGAUGGCACUAUAAAUUUGCAUAACUUGCACCACUGGUCUGAAGCAAAUCCACACGUUACACGAAUUACAGGAUCACAAUACAAAUUUUCGGUUAAUAUUUGGUGUGGUAUUGUUGAUAAUUAUUUGGUUGGACCUUUUGUUUUACCCGAUAGGUUAAAUGGCCAAGCUUACCUGAACUUUUUAAGGAAUAAUUUGCCAAAUUUAUUGGAAGAUGUGCCUAAUGAAAUCCAAGAGACAAUGUGGUUUAUGAUGGAUGGUGCCCCCCCUCAUCAUACUAAUGCUGUUAGAGAACAAUUAUUUUUUAUGUUUCCUGAGGGUAUCAUAGGCAGGCAAGCAGGUAAUCGAGCCCAUUACAGACCCAAUAUCGUAUGGCCACCACGAAGCCCUGAUUUAACACCUUGCGAUUUUUUUUUAUGGGGUUAUUUGAAAGAAAAAGUUUAUUGUAAUGAGGUUAGUUCAAAGGAAGAAUUGAUAGCCAGAAUUUUUGAAGCUUGUAGGAGUAUCAAUGGAAUCUCAGACAUUUAUGAAAAAAUAAGAUAUUCAAUGAAAAAACGGCUCCAAUUAUGUGUCCAAAAACAAGGAGGGCACAUUGAACAAUAUUUAAAAACCUCAAAUAGCGAAUUAUUAUUGUAAAUAGUUAAAAGAAAUAAAGAAAAAAUGUUUAAAAUAAUUAAAAUUAUUUUGAUUUGAUAUCUUACCAUUAUUAUCACUGAAAGUACAAGUAAUAAUUAAAAAAAAAACAAUAAAACCUAUUAAUUUGUGGAUUUCCCGAAUUUUCAGCAUGAAAAAACCAUAAAAAUUAAAAAUAAAUAAUACUAUGAUAUUUCUUGCAAAAUUCUAGUACAAAUUGAUAUGUAACACUAAAAUUUCGAUUCAUCCAAUUUUAGGGGCGGAAAUGAGGGGAAAUGGCCAAUUUUUUGGACAAAAUCGAGUGACCCCUCAAUUUGUACGAGAAUUUUGCGGGAAAUAUCGUGGUAUGAUUUAUUUUUAUUUUUGGGGAAAUCCCGGGGGGUUAUUCCAAAACUUCCCCAAUUUUGGGAAAAAAAAAAAAAAAAAAACGAG